This is a messenger RNA of Thunnus maccoyii (southern bluefin tuna), 2884 nucleotides long. RefSeq names its product NIM1 serine/threonine protein kinase a (gene nim1ka). Gene Ontology annotation, biological process: protein phosphorylation; microtubule cytoskeleton organization; intracellular signal transduction. The transcript has 7 exons. Bases 747 to 2195 code for a protein of 482 amino acids. Gene Ontology annotation, cellular component: cytoplasm. Gene Ontology annotation, molecular function: ATP binding; tau-protein kinase activity; protein serine/threonine kinase activity. The record is from RefSeq and is a predicted model, not a curated record. Lineage: Eukaryota; Metazoa; Chordata; Actinopteri; Scombriformes; Scombridae.
GCUGCUGUGGAUGGGCACUCAUGUUUUCUGUUGUUGGAGUGUGUGAAGAGGCUGCUGAUGCUAGCAGUGUGUUCAGCAGCAGAGUGCAUCAGGCAAAUCCUCCUCCUUCCCUUAAGGGAUCAAACAAGUGAUCGGAUGUCUGGUUGUCUCACUCGCUGUGCCCUGACACUAUCAUCUGUUCAACCUCUUUCCUCCAACCCCCUUCAUCCAGCUCCUCUUCCCUCCUCCUCAACCUGUGGUCUAUUUAUACCUUGGAGACUCAAAAGAGCCCUUUAAAACUGCGCAGACCUCAUCAGUAAGUGACAACAGUGAGCAUGAAUCCGAUAACAUAUGAUCUAUCUCAUCUCCAGCCUCCUCACCUCCUCUAAGGAAAAGUAAGGCUUCAACCAUUGUUGAUUCUUGAAAUGGAACCAGAUUAUAACUGAUUCACAUUCAUAUUGAAGAUUCACAUGACAUAUUGCCCCUGAUGAUCCAUUGUGGCAAGACCAGUUCUGAGCUGCAGCAGGUUUUUGAAGAUCUGGAGGCAGCAUAUGCUUUGGUCCAUGGACUGGCGGUUCUUGGAAAGACUGGUGGUUGAAAUACAGGAAAACACUCAUUUUAGAACAUUUAUUUAUUGACUGAGUUUUCUGAACAGAUAUGAAAUUUGGAUAAGGACACUGAAAAUUCUAAAAAAUGGCUCAUAUAUCUGAAGUCCGCCACUCCCAGCCACAAGCUAAGCCCACUUCACCCUGGGUGUCCCUUGCAGGAUGACUGCUGUCUGCCCCUCCGAGAGCAGCCCAGAUGGGGCUGAAGCAGGGGCCCGGACAGCAGGCUCGAGGGGGUCGGGGGCAGCAGGCACCGCUGGGAGCGACUCAGUUUCUGGUGCUGACACCGGGGAGUCUAAUGGAGAAUCUGUCGGAGGUUCUGUGGGAGGCACAGCUGGAGUUACCGGUGGCCAGAGGUACAGUCGCUGGAGCCGCCAGGACAGCUCAGACAUCAACACAGAUGAUGAGGGAGCCACCAUCCGCCGCCUCACUCCAUUGGAAAGACUGAACCUGGAUAUGUGCCAGGAUGAUCGGGUGGUCCGUGAGCUAACAGUGGGCAGGAGAAUCGGCUUUUACAAAAUUCGAGGAGAGAUCGGCUGUGGAAAUUUCUCCCAUGUCAAGCUAGGAAUUCAUGCGCUCACCAAAGACAAAGUAGCCAUAAAGAUCCUAGACAAAACCAAGCUGGAUCAGAAGACCCAGAGGCUGCUGUCCAGAGAAAUUUCUAGCAUGGAGAAACUUCACCAUCCCAACAUCAUACGCCUCUAUGAGGUGGUGGAGACGUUGUCACGGUUACACCUGGUGAUGGAGUACGCAGGCGGAGGGGAGCUCUACACCAAGAUAACUACAGAAGGGAAACUUUCUGACACUGAUGGCAAGAUUGUCUUCGCUCAGAUCCUCUCUGCUGUUAAGCACAUGCAUGAAAACAAUAUCAUUCACCGUGACCUGAAGGCAGAAAAUGUCUUCUACACCAGCAGCUCUUGUGUCAAGGUGGGUGACUUUGGCUUCAGCACGUUGAGUCGCCGCGAUGAGACACUCAACACAUUCUGUGGCUCCCCACCUUACGCUGCUCCUGAGCUCUUUCGGGAUGAGCAUUACAUUGGCAUCUUUGUGGACAUCUGGGCCCUGGGGGUGAUGCUGUUCUUUAUGGUGACAGGCACCAUGCCAUUCAGGGCAGACACUGUAGCCAAACUGAAGCGAUGCAUCCUGGAGGGGGCCUACAUUCUGCCCUCCUGGGUGCCAGAGGUGUGCCAGAGGCUGAUCAGGGGCAUCCUCCAGCCUAUACCAUCUGAUCGCUGCACAGUGGAGCAGAUGAUGGGCUGCGAGUGGCUGCUCCCUGUGGAAUUCCCACGGGCCAUGGAGCCCUUUAAACUGGACCCAUCCCACCUAGCAGAGAGUGAUCCAUCUGAGCUGGACACAGAAGAGAUGGAGGUAAAAGCAGCACUGGAGACACUAGGAAUUACCUCUGAACACAUCCUUAACAACCAGGGGAAGGAUUGCAGGAGCUCAAUCACAGGGGUCUAUAGGAUCCUGCUGCACCGUGCCCACAAGAGACGGGCUGUAGAGAGCAUGCCUGUGGUCACACAGGUAGUCAGACCAACUACGAGUAAAAAGGAACGUCUAAAGGUGUACCGUAGUUUACGGCACACAUCCAAACUCUGUGUGAUUCUGUGACAAAAUGCUCUGCUUUGCUCUGGAAAUAAUAGACUUUAUAGUCUGGGAUGAGAUUGCAUGGAUUUCAUUAGAAAUAAAAAAGUGCUUUCCAGUCCAGCAGUAUGAAUUGAAAUCAUGGUAUGUAACCCCACUUGGUUCCUGAAAUCUGGGAUUUCUUAUUUUAAUAUCUUUCUUCUAGUAAGUAAAAUUAGUCUCUGUGAGAAUGGUGCUGCGAGUGAAUCAUAAUCGUCUCCUCUUUUGACAGGGACUCGUAAUCCCCAUGAGAUUUGGAAAUGUUAUGAAACAUAAUUUAUUUAAGUAAACAUAAUGAUGAUUAGUUGGCAUAUAUAAUUUUUUAUUUGGUUUAUGUAGGUCAGGUGACUAUAGCUCAUACUGACUGUGCUUGGUUGCGCUGUAACACAAAUAAACAUUAUGAAAAGUAGCAUUUGUAAAGAAAAGAGUUAGAAAUCUGACAUUAUGAUGAGGAGAUAAAAUGGUAAAACAUGCAGUUAGUGCAUGAAAUGUGGUGUCUUUAAUGUAAUGCACUUUUCUUUGAUGCCUUAGUUUUCUAUCAUGUUAUGAAACCACACCGACUGUUUUCAGGAUACUGCUUAAUAUUUGUAAUGACAUGAAUAGAGACUUAACAUCUUACCUUUUGGGGCGGCUGUGGGGCUCAGGAGGUAGAGUGGGUCGUCCACUAAUCAGAAGGU